AUGUCUGCCUUUAACGCCUCUCAGGUUGACCUGAACACAGCAAGCAAAGAGGAUGUACUGUGCUUCCUUGCCCUGUCAGACAAUGAGUAUAAUGGGCACCUCGGUGCACGUAUUUCUUCAAUCUUUGUGAUCCUAUUCGUCUCCUCCGCGUUUACCUUCUUUCCCGUCGUGGCCAAAAGCUUGCCAUCUUGGAAAAUCCCCUUCAGUGUCUACUUGUUCGCCCGUUAUUUCGGUACCGGCGUUAUUGUCGCAACAGCUUUCGUCCAUCUUCUAGACCCAGCAUAUAAGCGAAUCGGACCCAAGACUUGCGUCGGAGAGUCGGGCUACUGGGGCGAAUAUUCAUGGUGUGCGGCGAUCGUGCUAGGCUCAGUUAUGAUUAUCUUCCUCAUGGACCUGGCAGCAGAAGUCUAUGUCGAGCGCAAGUACGGCGUGCACAAGGACGAAGAUGCCACGGGGGCAUUUAUUCAAGGUGGACACCAAGGUGCCGCGACCGUCGACAGCUCGUAUGAUCAGGAGAAGUCCAUCUCGCCGGGGGAGACAGCUCCCACCUGGAGCUCAGACAGUGAAUCGGCAAUGGCAGAGCGGUCUUUCAAGCAACAGAUCGCAGCAUUCCUCAUCCUUGAAUUUGGUAUUAUAUUCCACUCUGUCAUCAUCGGAUUGAACCUCGGCGUCACAGGCUCUGAAUUCGCAACUCUUUACCCAGUUCUGGUGUUUCACCAAUCCUUCGAGGGCCUUGGUAUCGGAGCAAGAAUGUCGGCUAUCCCCUUCGGCAAGCAUACCUGGCUGCCCUGGAUCCUAUGUGCAAUGUAUGGGCUCACUACGCCAAUCUCCAUCGCCAUCGGCCUCGGCGUUCGUACCACAUAUAACCCUGGCUCCAAGGUAGCACUGAUCGUGCAGGGCGUGCUGAAUGCUAUUUCUGCCGGCGUGCUCAUCUACAGUGGUCUGGUGGAAUUGUUGGCUCGUGACUUUUUGUUUGAUCCGGAUCGCACUAAGCGACGGAGCCAGCUGUUGUUUAUGGUCUUUUGUACUCUGCUGGGCGCUGGUAUUAUGGCUCUCAUCGGGAAGUGGGCGUAA
Aspergillus bombycis is the source of this 1074-nucleotide messenger RNA. RefSeq names its product zinc-regulated transporter 1. The record is from RefSeq and is a predicted model, not a curated record. Bases 1 to 1074 code for a protein of 357 amino acids. Gene Ontology annotation, biological process: zinc ion import across plasma membrane. The transcript has a single exon. Gene Ontology annotation, cellular component: plasma membrane. Gene Ontology annotation, molecular function: high-affinity zinc transmembrane transporter activity. NCBI's taxonomy places the organism in Eukaryota, Fungi, Ascomycota, Eurotiomycetes, Eurotiales, Aspergillaceae.